CACCCACCAUCACCAUCACUUGCAUUAGUCCCCCCCUCCUAGAAAUGCUGUCUCCAUCUCAGCUUCAUCAAUCUCACACAUACAUGUGUUAUCUUGUUAUAAUUCUCUCAUUUUGAGUACCUUUGUUUCUUUCUUUUUUAUCAAAUGGAUAUCUCCAAAUGCUCAUCUUCACCUUCAUUGCCUGAGUCAUCUUCCUCUCCUAAAAGAAUUCAGAUAGUGUCUAAGUUUGUUUCUGACCGACUUCUCGACAAAUUUUUUGAUGCAACUGAGUAUGAUUUUGAUUACGAGCAAAGUGGAAUAUGGUCUCCUCCCAUUAGAAGAAGCGCAUUCUUGAGCUCACCGGGAAGGAUAUUCACCGAAGAGGAAAUGCUUGAAAAACUGGGAAAUGUGAUGGAUGCUCGUCGUGCUAGAAGACAUAAUAAAGCAUGUUGUAAUGUAUGGCACUGGUAGUGUGCUGCUUUUGAACUUCGAAAAUGGUUGAAGAGACUCACUCUCACCUAAUCUCCCCGAAGGCUGAGAGAGUGUUGCCUAUCAGUUCAACUACAUAAUUAAUUAGA
This is a messenger RNA of Populus euphratica (Euphrates poplar), 557 nucleotides long. RefSeq lists its product as uncharacterized. The coding region runs from base 145 to 450 and encodes 101 amino acids. NCBI's taxonomy places the organism in Eukaryota, Viridiplantae, Streptophyta, Magnoliopsida, Malpighiales, Salicaceae. The record is from RefSeq and is a predicted model, not a curated record. The transcript has 2 exons.